Molecule: messenger RNA, 253 nt
Organism: Oncorhynchus gorbuscha (pink salmon)
Lineage: Eukaryota; Metazoa; Chordata; Actinopteri; Salmoniformes; Salmonidae
Product: solute carrier family 12 member 2-like
Exons: 2
Biological process (GO): sodium ion transmembrane transport; potassium ion import across plasma membrane; chloride ion homeostasis
Cellular component (GO): membrane
Molecular function (GO): sodium:potassium:chloride symporter activity; ammonium channel activity
Source: RefSeq, a predicted model, not a curated record
ACCCCAGUGCUUGGUGAUGACGGGAUACCCCAACUCCCGUCCGGCUCUGCUCCACCUGGUCCACGCCUUCACCAAGAACGUGGGCCUGAUGAUCUGCGGCCAUGUGCGCACGGGCUCCAGAAGACCCAACUUCAAAGAGCUGUCCAACGACCAGACGCGUUACCAGCGCUGGCUGCUGAAAAACGAGACCAAGGCUUUCUACACCCCUGUGUUUGCCGACGACAUGAGACAGGGCACCCAGUAUCUGUUACAG